Diorhabda carinulata is the source of this 3972-nucleotide messenger RNA. Its product is annotated as transmembrane protein 134. The coding region runs from base 323 to 856 and encodes 177 amino acids. The transcript is spliced from 2 exons. NCBI's taxonomy places the organism in Eukaryota, Metazoa, Arthropoda, Insecta, Coleoptera, Chrysomelidae. The record is from RefSeq and is a predicted model, not a curated record.
GUUUAUAAGAUAAUACAAGACAAAAUAUUUUACCCCACGACCGCCAUUUCACUAUUUAGUGUAUUUAUGGCUUAACCAUCCGAAGUUAUAACUGUCAUUAUUGUCAUAUGUCAAUCAAAACGUUGAUAUUGACAACACAAUAAUUUAUUAUUUUAUAAAUUAUAUUCUGUUGAAAAAAUUCUUCAAAAGUGGUUGUUUAUCCUUCCGGAAGCCUUCGAAUCGAUUAUUUCCGUCCUACAUUUAAAAAAUGUAUAUUUUUAAAAGAAUGGUGUAAAUUGUAUAAAUGUUAUAUUCAUCAACAAUAUUCUAACCUGCCUUGAAAAUGUCAUACCAAUUUUCCUUGGCGAACGGAAAACAAAAACGAUUUUCUAUCGACGAUGCGUUUGAAGAAGAAACAGAUGAAGCUAUUAAAGUAUACGGAACCACUGGACCUAGAUCACCUAUUUCGAAUUCUAGAAUUAUGGCCGGCGAAGGCGAUCAUGUAACGGUUAACAUGGAAAACGGCAGAACUUACAAAAUGGCAAACGACACGUCUAGAGAUAGUGAUUCAUUGAUACAAGACUACUACGAUUAUCACAGUGAAGAGAACUUUGGCAGAUCAUGUUUGAAGCACCCAAAAGUAAAAGAAAAUUGGAGGAUGGUAUUAGCAGCUGCGACUUUGUUAAUAAUAGGUAUAGGAUUGCUCGUAACAGGUACCGUCACACUAACAGAACCCAAUUCAGGUUUGCAAGCUUCGGUGUUUUUACUAGCAGGAUUUAUUUGCUUUUUACCAGGGGCAUAUCAUAUUGUUUAUAUAUAUUUAGCUGCUAAAGGGAAACGAGGGUAUCACUUUCAUAAUUUACCUUUGUUUACCUAAGCAAUAAUACACCCUUUCAUAAUUUUAAGGGGGUAAAACAUCCGUUUGUUAUUGCUAGGUUAGAUCUUAGCACCUAUUACAAAAUAAUGAAAUUUUUUUGUAAGAUUGAAUGUUACCAGAAUGAAGUAUCGUAAAAGAAAAUUAUUUGUCACCAAAUUGAUAUUUUGAGACUUUUUUGUUAUUUGAUGUGUAUACAUUUUACACAAUAAAAAUAUUUGUAUAAAAUGAGUGAAAUGGGGUCUGAGAUAAUAUUUUUACCCACCUUUGACUUGGAGUAAUUAAAAAAAGUUCCGUGGUUUGAAUUUCAUUUUAAUAUGUGGUAGAUAAUUAGAUUCUUUACAAAAUAAAAUAUUUAUGAUAUUAAAUUAGGUUCUUAUUUUUCUUAUUUAACUUUCAAUGUGAUUUUCCUGCAAUGAAAUUGAUAUAUGAACAAUUAUGUUUGAAUUUAUAAUAGAAAACUUCAAAUGAAUCAUAAACUGAUUAAUCGAGUUUCUAAUGAUAAUUUCAUAUAUUUUGGUAUCGAUAUAGGUUUUAGACAAUAUUCACUUGACAAUGACAAUCCAAAAAUUAUAUUACAAACAUCCUGUACAUACAUUGUACUUCAUCUGAUAUGAUCUAGCAAUUCACACAAAAUGCUUAGUACCUUCCUUCUUCUUAACUAUUUCUUCAAUUUGUUUCUACUUCUCUUCAUUCCUUUGCUACUUCUCUUCAUUCAUUCAUCUUUUACCUGGGUUUACAUAUCUCCAUUACUUGAUUGAAAAUUUUCUUUUUAGACCUCAGACAAGGAACUUAAAGGUUAAUUUUCAUUUUUCGAAAUGAUCAUUUCAUCUAGAUAAAAGUAUGUUUAAAAGUGCAGCAAUUACAUCAAAAUUUUUACAAAUUUAUUAAAAGUUUCAGUGUUCAGAGAAUAAUGUACUUAGAAUGGAAACUGUAUCUUUGGGGGUAUCUGUGGUUAUUUAAAAAUGGUUGUAAAUUAUGAAAAAUCAAGUAUAUUAUCCAAAAAAUUGUAACUUGGCUUUAUACAUCAAAAUUGCUUAAUUUUUUCCAAACACUUUCAUAAUUUAUACACAAUUCUUUGAAUAUUUGCUUAGAUAGUGUGAUUUUGUAUAUCUGCAAUUUUAUUAUACAGUGUGGAAACCUCUUGUUGGAAACAACUAUUUUUAUUAAUAUUAUCAAAAAUUCUAAUACGCUACUUCAAAUUAAACAUUGUGCAGCUUACAGUUAACUGUACAGUACCUUAGGAGCGCUGAUUAAGAAGGAUCCAGGGAAUCUGAUUGGGUCACCUAUCUACAAAGAUAGAAAGCAGUGGCAACCUGUAGAUCAAAUAAAAAAAAUGAUGGAUACAAGCUUAUCAUUUGAAGUAGUUUACAAUAACUGCCAAUUAUGGGUCGAUAAAGACCUUCCGUAAGCUUGAAAAGCACCUCAUCCAGUAUACAGAUGAUUCGAAGCUAGUGCAAGAAGCUGCAUUGGGCAUUUUUGGGUCAAACUAAUGCCAUUAAGAAAAGCACUCGCUGUUUUAAGUCAGAUUUGCUAAUAAUUAAGCUCUGAAGGCUAUUAAGUGUGCCAAAAAGAUAUAUGCCUUUUGAGGGUAUUGAGUGUCUUAUACAAUGGGGAUUCUCCACCGGUCAAUAUCGGUUUACCUUCCUAUUCAAUGUGAUUGUUGAUAGUCCAGCUUAUUCAAUCUUUAGCAGAAUUAUAAUUUUCUAAAAAGGUUACGAACAAUUUUAUUUCUGGGUUUCGCACUGUAUAUAUAAGAAACGAUUUUUUAAUUAGAAUUAGGGGAUAAAUUACUCGAAUAGUUAGGGGUUUUUAAAAUUUUUAGUAGUGCAUGUAUUUUCAGAUAGUUAUGGAAAUAUUGUUAUAAAAGUAUCGAUUUAAAGAUUAUUUGUGAUCAAUAAUAAUUACAGAAGCUUCUUGGGGAUUAAAUUUCAGUUUCGAUACUCAAAAGUUUGUUCGGUAUUAAAUAUUGCCACUAGUAAUUUUUUUAACAAUAUUUUCAGUAAUUUUGGUAUGAAAAAUUAUUUAAUGAAACUAUUGUGGUAAUUGGGGGGUGAAACUGAAACUUCUUGAUUAUUUUUUUGCAAAAAAUAUUCCAAUGGAGUUUUCGAAUCACCAAAUUUAUUAUUGUUCUGGUGCAAAUGGAUUUUUGUUUUUUAUUUUUUUUUAAGUUUUGCACGUUUUUAUGAUUGUUUUUUUUACAAAUUAUUGAAAAUAGUUUAAAGCAGAUAUAUAUGUGCCAUUUAUUUAUUAGAAUAUGUUCAACACAUAAAAGUGGAACUUAAAAAAAUUGAUUAUUUUAAAAUUUUUCCAAAAUAUUCUGUUUUUUGUGGCUAAUUUCAUUUAGUAUUCCAAUAAUCCAAGAUCUAAGAAAGUUUAUCUACUUAAAUUUCGAUUUUUUUAUAACUUCACGAAUUAUAACCUAAAAAAAAUAUUAAUUUUCAUUCACACACUUUUGCAGCAUAUAAAGGGUAAAAUGACACGAUCUUGAUGGCCAAUUGACAGAAUUAAAACUCGAAAUUAUUUUUUUUUAUUGAUUUCAUCCUGUUCGAACAAAUUUGAUAGCUUUGUUCGUAGGUUAAAUUCCGAAUUAGUUUAGGGACUAAUUUGGAAACGCGCAUGCGUUCGGUCCCUAAACUGAUUCAGAAGUGGACCAGCGAACAAAGCCAAUAAUUUCCGAGCAUUGUCGUUGUUAUGACGUGUAUAUUAUAAAAUGGCAAGUUCAUCACAAACUUCAACUGUCUUAAAAAAAAACAGCGUUGCCAAUUCAAACACGUUAAUUUCCCCAACUUUCCAAUUUAUCUAUGUCUAAAUAGUAAUUGUUCAUUCUGAAUUCUUUUUUUUGCGACAUAUGUGUUUUUGAAACACAUUUGAAAUUUUUACGUGGUGCAAUAAAUGGAACUCUCCUAAUUUAUUAAUCGAUAUAGAAUUAUACGGACCGACUGCUUAAAAGUAAUAUACAUAUAGUGUCGACUGGAUUUGUUGUGAAAUUUUAUUUAUUUUUUAUAUAAGUUAUGCAAUAAAUGGUUGAUUUUUGGAAAGCUUUAAAUUUUUUUAGGUAAGCUAAAAUAUAAAUACUUUUAUAUUGUAUAUUCAAAAAAUAAAUUCAAUUUAGAUUC